AUGUCUUGCGGAUCAUGCAACUGCUGCCCGAAGUGUGGCUGCAAGGCCAGCUGCUCAUGCGGCAAGAGGAUCGCUGAUGCUGCGUUCCUGAGCACCGCCGGAGACUUCAGCGGUGCGAACUUUGCCGCCCCGGUUGGAGUGGCAACCUGUGACAAGUGCGCCCAAACCGGGGUUUGCACCUGCGGGAAGAACCGCGUGGAGGGCGUGGACACUUGCGACAAGUGCGCUCAAACCGGGGUUUGCACUUGCGGCAAGAACCGCACCGUGGGUACCGAUACCUGCGACAAGUGCGCACAGACGGGCGUGUGCACUUGCGGCAAGAACUAA
This is a messenger RNA of Selaginella moellendorffii, 327 nucleotides long. RefSeq names its product metallothionein-like protein 1. The transcript is spliced from 3 exons. The record is from RefSeq and is a predicted model, not a curated record. The coding region runs from base 1 to 327 and encodes 108 amino acids. NCBI's taxonomy places the organism in Eukaryota, Viridiplantae, Streptophyta, Lycopodiopsida, Selaginellales, Selaginellaceae.